AUGAUCGCGGCCUCGUGCCUGGGCGUCCUGCGGGGCGCCCCGCUCCGCGCCUGCCUGAGUGCGGCGCCCCUCGCCGCAGCCGCGUGGCGCGCCGCGGCCGCAGCUGCCGCCGCGCCCCCGCGCCGCGGCCUCUCCUCCGCCAACGGCAACGGCGAGAAGCACAGCGCUAUCUACAUCACCGACUCGGAGGGCGGCACGGUGCACGACCACACGCCCCUGAUCCUCGGCCUGCUAAACUACUUUGAACGCCACCUCCCCUUUGUCGGCUACUUUGCCCCCUUUGGCGGCGGCGGCGGCCACGCGGCAGCUGGGCAGGUGGCGAGCGGCAAUGAUGUCAUGAUGGACCGCCACCUGAAGCUCAUCUGCAGCGUGUUCAAGAUGAAAUGCGAGCCCAGGUGGGGG
Molecule: messenger RNA, 402 nt
Organism: Monoraphidium neglectum
Lineage: Eukaryota; Viridiplantae; Chlorophyta; Chlorophyceae; Sphaeropleales; Selenastraceae
Exons: 1
Source: RefSeq, a predicted model, not a curated record